AUGGCUUUCCCUAAGAAUACACCACCGGACUCCCUGAUAAGGAGAAAUGACGGUAGACGGUUCUGGGAGGGCAAGGAUGGAAACGAAGACGAAAUGAUUGGAACUGGUGAGGCACAGCCGGGAAUGUCAGAAGUCGACCUGCAAGGCUCUCGAGAAUUUCUCGCUAAGCUGGGGAUUGGAACUGGCCCGGGCUUACGAACUCUUAUAGAUGCCUUGGAAGGAGGUGCAGGGUAUGAAUAA
Molecule: messenger RNA, 240 nt
Organism: Trichophyton benhamiae CBS 112371
Lineage: Eukaryota; Fungi; Ascomycota; Eurotiomycetes; Onygenales; Arthrodermataceae
Exons: 1
Coding region: 1-240 (79 amino acids)
Biological process (GO): N-terminal protein amino acid methylation
Molecular function (GO): methyltransferase activity
Source: RefSeq, a predicted model, not a curated record